This is a messenger RNA of Alexandromys fortis (reed vole), 3180 nucleotides long. RefSeq names its product sodium-dependent glucose transporter 1B-like. NCBI's taxonomy places the organism in Eukaryota, Metazoa, Chordata, Mammalia, Rodentia, Cricetidae. Bases 1 to 1263 code for a protein of 420 amino acids. The transcript is spliced from 4 exons. The record is from RefSeq and is a predicted model, not a curated record.
AUGACUCACAGGAGCGGAAUAAGCAUUGCUAUCCUUGGGCCAACAUUUCCAGAUCUGGCAAGAAAUGUGAACCAAAACAUCAGCAGUCUGUCUAUCAUUUUUGUGGGCCGUGCCUCUGGAUUUGUAUGCGGCACCAUGAUUGGUGGAGCUCUCAUUGACUAUAUGAAUCAUUUUUUACUUUUGGGUGUGUCAAUGUUGGCUACUACAGUUGGGUUUUAUUUCAUUCCUUUCUGCAAGAAGACAGUCUUACUGGUUGUCAUGAUGUCUGUCUUUGGUGCUUCGGUUGGUGCUGUGGAUACAGGUGGGAAUGUCCUCAUCUUGGCUCUUUGGGGAGACAAAGGAGCCCCACACAUGCAGGCCUUGCACUUCAGCUUCGCCUUGGGUGCCUUCCUGGCUCCCCUGCUGGCUAAGUUGGCCUGGAGUACCUCAGAAUCCACUCAGAACCACACAGAGUCCGACUUUGACCCUCUAAUGCUGAACCGAUCCUCUGAAGCCAGCCCAGACUCUCUGUUUGCAGUACCCGAGGACAUGAAUCUGCUGUGGACGUAUGCUUCCAUUGGCACCUAUGCGCUAGUGGUUUCUGUCUUUCUGUUUGGUCUGUUUUGUAAGAAACACUCAAGGCAGAAAAAAUCCACAGAAUCUAGUCAGAGAGUUCGAAGAGCUAAAUAUCAUUGGGCCCUGCUCUGCCUCCUCUUCAUCUUCUUCUUCUUUUAUGUUGGAGCCGAGAUAACAUUUGGUUCUUACGUAUUCUCCUUCGCCACCACCCAUGUUGGCAUGAAAGAAACUGAAGCAGCCGGCUUGAACUCCGUCUUCUGGGGGGCCUUCUCAGCCUGCAGGGGCCUGGCCAUCUUCUUUGCCACAUUCUUACAGCCUGGAACCAUGAUUGUGUUGAGCAACAUUGGCAGCCUUGCUUCAUCUUUGUUUCUGGUGCUUUUUGACAAGAACCCUCUCUGCCUCUGGAUCGCGACUGCUGUGUAUGGAGCCUCGAUGGCAACCACAUUUCCCAGUGGCAUUUCCUGGAUCGAGCAGUACACCAGCUUAACUGGGAAGUCUGCAGCAUUCUUUGUCGUUGGUGCUUCUCUGGGGGAAAUGGCUUUUCCUGCAGUCAUCGGAAUCAUUGAGAGACACUACCCAGGACUGCCGGUGGUUCUGUACGUCUGUUUCGCAUCAGCCAUCUUCACGGGAGUUCUUUUUCCCGUCAUGUAUAAAUUAGCCACCUUACCCCUGCGUCACCAGGCAAAAGAAAGGAAGAGUGAGGACUGAAGAACUUCGCUUUCCAGCUCUAGGCUCAAUGACUGUGAGGCGGAAAAGAAAUGGAAAGACGCAGAAAAACGGAAUGGAACACAUUCUGAGGUAGUUGAGAUGAAGGAUUCGAGGCAUCUGUAACCGAGGAGUCUAGACAUAUUUCAAGUUCAUAGAGCCCACAGCUGAUGCUUCCCAAACACCCCCAUGUGUGAGGCCUCUCUGGUAAUGGCUGUAACCUCCUGAGAUACACCAGGAGAAAAUGGACAAACAUUAGGAAAAGAUGAAUUGUUUAGUAACUUCAUAGUUCCUACACUUAUGGCCAGGGGAGCCAUAGAAGUUCUCAGCAAUUCCCUGGGGUCAGCUUCUAGAGCUACUGCACAGUAGCUGCUGAACUGUUUUUAAAAAUUCUGGAAUUUCCAGAGUCUUCCAUAAUGUACUAAGUGAUCUCAUAUAGUGGGAUCUUGUAACCAGGCUCCUGUUUGGGAGACUUAUUAGGAAAUAUGGGGGUUUUUUUUGGUGUGGUGUGUGCUAAAAGGCAUCUAUAGUUUCUAUAGUAUAGAAAUUGGUAGUGCUCUAGUAGGCAGGUACCACGGAGAUGUGGAAUGGAUUGGCCUUUGCUGCGCAAAUGAUCAAGCGUCCAUUUUCUCUUGGAUGAGUGGGAGAGGGUAGUUUUGAUGCAAGAGAAAGUGGAAGUAGUAAAAUUGAUCCUAUAAAGGAUAUACUCUGCUUAGGAAAUAUUGCUAGAAAAAUUUAGUUAAAGGGUGUUACCUCCAAGCUCACUGGAAGAGAAGUAGUGUACUGACCAAGUUCGCUAGAAACUGAAGAGAGAAAACUUUGUGCCCUAAUUUAAGUUUAGGAUUGCUGAGAAAAUUUCUGCUAAAUGAUCAUUCACCAAGACUGACUUCCAGUUAGGCUCCAUCCCCAUAGCGAAAGGGUCUUACAAGCAGUCAUUAGGCUCGUCGCCGUAUCUAAAGGGCAGCUGAAGGGGGCAGAGCAAGGUGACAACCAUCACUAUGCCCUGGCAAGGUGAAUCUGGGAGCAACUAUGUCACAACACUGGUGUGCUCAACAAACUACUCUGACAAUAUCUGUGUGUGUAAAACUCCCACCUGCCCAAGCGUCCAGACACGCGGUCUCCUAUGACUGCUUAAAUUGUUCCAAGUAUAACCUGGACCAGGACCUGAGAGAUUUAAGGAUGACAACAUUUGUGGAAAGAAUCGGCCUAAGGUGUGAGUAGGAGCUAGGAAAUCUUCAAAUCAAGGCCAGCUCUUCUUUGGGCAUUAGCCACAGUCAGCCUCAUGGCUUUUUGGGUUUUUGUAAAGAGCUUUUCCUUUAUUAAUCUCUAAGUGUGCAGCAUGAUUUCUCACUGGGUAGGCAUAUUAUUUCUAUAACAAUUUUAUGGAAGCAUAUUUGGAAAUGGGGAUACAUUAUGUAAUUCUUUGCCUUAUCCCUAGUGUUGGGUUGAAGAAUGCUAAGGACUUGUUCGGUUUGGUCCUUUUUUUCCAUCUUUUUUUUUUUUUUAAGAUUUAUUUAUUAAGCAUACAAUAUACUGCUGGCAAGAAGGUUGUGCGCCACCACGUGGUUGCUGGGAAUUGAACUUGGGACCCCUGGAAGAGCAGCCAGUGCUCUCUGAGCCAUCUCUCCAGCCCUGGUUUGGACCUUUUAUGAGAACACAGGAAGAAUUCUUUCCCUCAAGUAAAGACCUGCUUUCUAGAUUCACGAUGGGCACUGACCAGGGGCUUCUUUCAUGUCAUCUCCUUGUCCUUCACCUUGGAAAUGCAAGUAAGAGGAUUUCCAGACUGAGAAAUCCACAGGGUUUGGAGUUUGUGCAAGACAUCUGCUGAACAGCCCUUCCUUCUCCACAGAUGACAAUAAAAAUGUUUUAUGCUUAUGUGGAUAUAUGCUAACACCUUAGUAUUUUAUUUGAAUAAUUAUA